Messenger RNA from Chelmon rostratus (copperband butterflyfish), 4220 nucleotides. It is a transcript of the gene slc8a1a, whose product is annotated as solute carrier family 8 member 1a. The transcript is spliced from 10 exons. The record is from RefSeq and is a predicted model, not a curated record. The coding region runs from base 74 to 2956 and encodes 960 amino acids. NCBI's taxonomy places the organism in Eukaryota, Metazoa, Chordata, Actinopteri, Chaetodontiformes, Chaetodontidae. Gene Ontology annotation, cellular component: postsynapse; axon; sarcolemma. Gene Ontology annotation, molecular function: calcium:sodium antiporter activity. Gene Ontology annotation, biological process: calcium ion import across plasma membrane; sodium ion transmembrane transport; cell communication.
UCGGACGCGGCUCUCCCUCCUGAACGCACUCUCUUCUUCUGCUGCCGCUGCGUCAGGACCAGAGGGUGUCAACAUGAGCCAAGCCGAGACCUCGUCACUGUUCUCCUCCUAUCGGCUGCUUUUCCUCUUGACCAUCGUCUCAACUGAGAUGCCAUAUUCUGCAGCAGGGGGCUCUCCUCCGGCCCUCAAGUCCAACAACACAGUCACCAACCGCACCACGUGUGGAGGGAAUACCGACUGCAUCGAAGGCGUCAUCCUGCCGAUAUGGAAGCCAGAAAACCCGGCCUUCACUGACCGCCUCGCCAGAGCCACCAUUUACUUUGUGGGGUUGGUGUACAUGUUCUUGGGUGUCUCCAUCAUCGCCGAUCGCUUCAUGUCAUCCAUUGAGGUCAUCACCUCCCAGGAGAGACAGAUCACCAUCAAGAAACCGAACGGUGAGAAGAUCACCACGACGGUGCGCAUCUGGAACGAGACGGUGUCCAACCUGACCCUGAUGGCGCUGGGUUCCUCGGCCCCAGAAAUCCUCUUGUCGGUCGUGGAGGUUUGUGGUCACAACUUUGACGCCGGUGAGCUGGGCCCCAACACCAUCGUAGGAAGCGCCGCCUUCAACAUGUUUGUCAUCAUUGGCCUUUGUGUGUCUGUCAUCCCUGAAGGAGAGACCCGAAAGGUGAAGCACCUCAGGGUCUUCUUCGUCACUGCCACCUGGAGCAUCUUUGCGUACACCUGGCUUUACCUGAUCCUGGCCAUCAUUUCUCCAGGCGUUGUUGAGAUAUGGGAGGGGCUGCUGACCCUCUUCUUCUUCCCCAUUUGUGUCGGAUUGGCAUACGUAGCUGACCGCAGACUUCUUUUCUACAAAUACAUGUACAAACGAUACAGAGCAGGGAAGCAGAAAGGAAUGAUCAUCGAAACAGAGGGAGAUCCAGAGCUCCCCUCCAAGGUUGACAUUGAAAUGGAUGGGAAAAUGCUCAACUCCCACGGGGAGGAGACAGGGAUUGAAUUUAAGGAGCUGGACGAGGAGGAGGCCCGCAGAGAGGUAGCCAGGAUCCUGAAGGAGCUAAAACAGAAACAUCCUGAGAAGGAGAUGGAGCAGUUGAUGGAGCUCGCCAAUUACCAAGUUUUAACCCAGCAACAGAAGAGUCGGGCUUUCUACCGCUGUCAGGCGACCAGGAUCAUGACAGGUGCAGGCAACAUCCUGAAGAAGCACGCAGCCGACCAAGCCAAGAGAGCCACCCAGCACGACAUCUGCUCUGAGGUUUCACUCAACGACUUUUCCUCCAAGGUGUUCUUCGACCCCGGUACGUACCAGUGUCUGGAGAACUGCGGCAGUGUUGCACUGAACGUGGUGCGCCGUGGUGGCGACCUAAUGAGCACAGUCUCCGUGGAUUACCGGACUGAAGACGGCACAGCAAAUGCCGGUUCGGACUACCAGUUCACUGAAGGAACGGUUUUGUUCAAACCGGGUGAGACCGAAAAGGAAAUCCGCAUCGACAUCAUUGAUGAUGAUAUCUUUGAGGAGGACGAGCACUUCCUGGUUCAUCUCACCAACGUAAAAGUCAUAUCAGAGUGCACCGGCUCAGAUGAGUUUGAGGCAAACCACGUGGACGCCCUAGCGGGUUUGGGUCUGCCGUGCACAGCCACCGUCACCAUCUUUGAUGACGACCACGCGGGGAUCUUUACGUUCGAGGAGCCAGUGGUGACUGUGAGUGAGAGCAUCGGGAUGAUGGAGGUGAAGGUGAUACGGACUUCGGGAGCUCGCGGUGUUGUCGUGGUGCCAUACAAAACCAUGGAGGGGACGGCUAAAGGAGGCGGCGAGGACUUUGAAGACACACAUGGAGUCCUGGAGUUUGAGAACGAUGAGAUCUUCAAAACUAUUCAGAUCAAUAUAAUUGAUGAUGAAGAAUAUGAGAAAAACAAGAACUUCUUCCUAGAGAUUGGCGAGCCUCGACUGCUGGAGAUGAGUGAGAGGAAAGCUGUGUUGCUUCAGGAAGUCGGUGGAUUCGUCAAGACAGGCAGAGACGUCUACAGGAAGGUCCAGGGACGAGAACACCCCGCCCCCUCUGCCAUCAUCAGCAUCACAGAGGAGCGGGGUGACGAGGUUUUGACGAAGAAGGAGGAAGAGGAGAGGCGGAUCGCAGAGAUGGGCAGACCGAUGCUGGGUGAGCACGUCAAACUGGAGGUCGUCAUAGAGGAGUCGUACGAGUUCAAGAGCACCGUGGACAAACUCCUGAAGAAGACCAACCUGGCCCUGGUGAUCGGGACAAACAGCUGGAGGGAGCAGUUUGUGGACGCCAUCACAGUCAGCUCUGGUGACGAUGACGGCGAUGAAUGCGGGGAUGAGAAGCUGCCCUCCUGUUUCGACUACGUCAUGCACUUCCUCACCGUCUUCUGGAAGCUUCUGUUUGCCCUCGUUCCUCCCACCGACUACUGGAACGGUUGGGCCUGCUUCGUCGUCUCUAUCUCCGUCAUCGGCUUACUGACGGCGGUCAUCGGCGACCUGGCGUCGCACUUUGGCUGCACCGUCGGCCUCAAAGACUCCGUCACUGCUGUGGUGUUCGUGGCUCUGGGCACGUCUGUACCAGACACCUUCGCCAGUAAGGUGGCAGCCAUCCAGGACCAAUACGCCGACGCCUCCAUCGGCAAUGUGACGGGAAGUAACGCCGUUAACGUCUUCCUGGGUAUUGGCGUGGCCUGGUCCAUCGCUGCCAUCUACCACUACUCCAAGGGCCAGGAGUUCAGGGUCGACCCAGGCACGCUGGCCUUCUCCGUCACGCUCUUCACCAUCUUUGCCUUCAUCUGCAUCGCCGUGCUUAUCUACCGCCGCCGACCUGAGAUCGGUGGGGAGCUCGGUGGACCCAGAGUCCCCAAGAUCCUCACCAGCUGCCUGUUCUUCAGCCUGUGGUUAAUGUACAUUGUCUUCUCCUCCCUGGAGGCCUACUGCCACAUUAAGGGCUUCUAAAAGUUCUGCUUCGGACGGGUCCUUGAGGAACAGUUCUCGUGAAUUUCUAAAGAUUCCUGCAUUUUCUGACAGGUUCCCAUAAUUUCUGUUAUUUGUCUAAAGAUUUGGUAGAUGUAUAAAGCUUUUAACAGGUUCCUGACAGCUGGUGGGUUCCUACGGGUUCUAAAGAACAUGAAACAGUUUUGACAGGUUUCUGAAAUUUUGGAUGAACUCCCACUAGCUCUAAUAGUUUUUUGGAUUAUCUGUUUGAUGAUCUUCUUCUGUUCUAAACACAGGAAAGAUAACCUCGUAGAGCAGAAUAUUCUUCAAAGAAAGUCCUUUAAAGAUCUAAAAGGUUCAACACAAUUAUGGGUUUUAUGGGUUUCUGAAUAUCCCAAAGGUUCCUGAAGGAUCCCAGUCUUGACAGUCCUGAUUCCUGAAAGUUCCAACAUGAUCCUGCAUAAUGUGACACGUUCCCGUCAUGUUUCCUGAGUCUGGAUACACUUCUGAGGAGCCUGCUGGGUUCCAAAAUGUUCUGACAGGUUCCUAAAAUUUAUUGUUUAUCAGAAGGUUUGGGUAGACGUCACAGGUUUCUGAUGGUUGAUUGAAGACUGAAUGCUCUAACGGACGUGUACUGCAGACGUUCUAACAGAGUAUUCUGCCAGAUGAACUAAUAGUGUUUCUGAUGAUCUGAUUUCUUGGUUUCUUAGAUUUUGACAAAUCACUAAAUAUUUUAACUGUAUAGUUUUUUUUAGGUUCUUUAAAGGUUGAUCAGGUUCCAAACAUCUUUGAUGGGUCUCUGAUGCUCCCAGAGGUUGCUGACAUGUUCCACUUCUGUUCUUGACAAUCCUGAUGGAUCUCUAAAGGUUGUCGUGGAACCCUCAAAACUCCUGAAUCGUCUUUGUGACUUACUCUGGUGUCCACAUCGGACUGUUCUCUGCAUGCUGGUGAGCUCCAAGACUGGACUAUCUUCCUCACAUACCUCCUGAACAUUUAAAGACAUUUAGCAGUAUCAUAAAUCCUUCAUGUGUACCUUUAAACGAUGUAUAUCCUAAACCUUUUGAAUUUUGUCAUGCGAAGAACCGCAGUAGUGACGACGAACAGCCGAGGGGUGAAGGAGGCAGUUGAACCUGCAGGCCUUCUGAAUUUAAGGUGACUGGAGGCGUCGUGUUGCACCUGAAUGAAUAUCUGCACUGAGUUUGAAUUAUAGUUAAUUUUGCUUGUAGGAUGAUCCUGAGUUUGGUGUUGAAGCCAUUAAAGGUCCUCGCUGUACCGAGACCACGAA